Messenger RNA from Lampris incognitus (smalleye Pacific opah), 437 nucleotides. RefSeq names its product histone H4. Gene Ontology annotation, biological process: nucleosome assembly. Gene Ontology annotation, molecular function: DNA binding; protein heterodimerization activity; structural constituent of chromatin. Gene Ontology annotation, cellular component: nucleosome. Bases 17 to 328 code for a protein of 103 amino acids. The transcript has a single exon. The record is from RefSeq and is a predicted model, not a curated record. Lineage: Eukaryota; Metazoa; Chordata; Actinopteri; Lampriformes; Lampridae.
GCAGUUCAGUGUAAAGAUGAGUGGCCGUGGUAAAGGAGGUAAAGGUCUGGGUAAAGGAGGCGCCAAGCGCCACCGCAAAGUCCUUCGCGAUAACAUCCAGGGAAUCACCAAGCCCGCCAUCCGCCGCCUGGCUCGCCGCGGCGGGGUGAAGCGUAUCUCGGGUCUGAUCUACGAGGAGACCCGCGGUGUCCUGAAGGUGUUCUUGGAGAACGUGAUUCGUGAUGCCGUCACCUACACCGAACACGCCAAGAGAAAGACCGUCACCGCCAUGGACGUGGUGUACGCCUUGAAGAGACAGGGACGCACCCUGUACGGCUUCGGCGGUUAAACUUGAGAAACCCACACAAAGGCUCUUUUAAGAGCCGCCCACUUUCUCAAGAGACUUCCUUACGAUUGUAAAUAGUUUGAUCAUAUGUAACACAUUUGUAAUAGAUCGA